AUGAUUUAUAGAAUAAUUUUCUUAAUAUUAAAUUUUUUUAUAUUUUUUACUAACCAAUUACCAUAUGCUGAUAAAAUAUUUAAUCUUCCAUAUUUAAAUUUUAAACCAAAUUUUGAUCAAUAUUCAGGUUAUUUACAAGCAUUACCAACAAAACAAAUUUUUUAUUGGUUUGUUGAAUCACAAUCUAAUCCAUCAACUGAUCCUAUUAUAUUAUGGUUACAAGGUGGUCCUGGUUGUAGUGGUUUAGAUGGCCUAACAACUGAAAUGGGCCCUUAUAGGAUAAAAGAUUAUGGAAAAACAGUUGAAAGUAAUCCUUAUUCAUGGAAUAAAAUAUCUAAUAUGAUUUUUAUUGAUUCACCAGCAGGUGUUGGAUAUUCAUUUGCUGUUGAUGGAAAUUAUACCUAUUCUGAUGAUGAGGUUGCUGAUCAAAAUUAUAAUGCUAUAAAAUAUUUUUUUAAUAUAAAAUUUCCUGAAUUUAAAAAUAAUGAUUUUUAUAUAAUGGGUGAAAGUUAUGGAGGAACUUAUGUUCCAAUGUUAAGUACAAGACUUAUUGAUGAUAAAAUAAAUUUUCCUAAUUUUAAAGGUAUGGCAAUUGGUAAUGGAUGUUUAAGUGAUAAACUUAUGUAUAAUUCUGUUAUUCAAUUUUCAUAUAAUCAUGCAUUUAUUGAUGAAACAUAUUAUCGUAAUGCUGUAAAAAAAUGUUGUUUCAUUUCUGGUGAAGAUUGUGAUUUUUAUCAAUAUUCAUUACUUACACAAAAUGAUAGAUGUUAUAAUGAAUCAACAACAUUAUAUUAUGCAAAUUAUUAUACAGGACUUGAUCCAUAUUUUCUUUAUUUUAGUUGUUAUUUAGAUAAUCCAAAUGGUUUAUAUGCAUAUCCUCAUGAAAAUAAAUUAACAUUAACAAAAUAUUACAAUAAAAAAUUUGGUAUUAAAUCUAAUAUUAUGUCAUCUAUUCCACCUGCCUGUUCACAUCAUAAUGAUAAUGUUGCAUGGCUUAAUAUGCCAGAAGUACGUAAAGCACUUAAUGUUCCCGCUCUCCUACCAAUAUAUAAAACAUGUAGUGAUUCAGUAUCUAAUAAUUAUGUUAGUCAAUAUUCUGACAUGACAUCAUUUGUUAUAUAUGCUCUAGAUAAAGGUAUUAGAACAAUGUUUUUUAAUGGUGAUGUAGAUUCUGUAUGUAAUGUAAUUCAUAAUAAACAAUUUAUUGCAAAUUUAAAUAGAAAAUUAAUACAACCAGCAUCAAUAUGGAAUAUUUCUAUAAAUUUACCACCAACAGCUGGUUUUGUAACUAAAUAUGAUGGUGUUGAUUUUGUUACUGUUAGAGGUGCUGGACAUUUUGUUGCAUCAUCAUUAGAAAAACCAAGAGAAGGAUUACAAAUGAUAUAUAAUUUUUUAAAAAAUCAAGAUUACAGUACACCAUUUCCCUAUUAA
Molecule: messenger RNA, 1431 nt
Organism: Strongyloides ratti
Lineage: Eukaryota; Metazoa; Nematoda; Chromadorea; Rhabditida; Strongyloididae
Product: Lysosomal protective protein
Exons: 2
Coding region: 1-1431 (476 amino acids)
Biological process (GO): proteolysis
Molecular function (GO): serine-type carboxypeptidase activity
Source: RefSeq, a predicted model, not a curated record